CGCCGCUCCCGCCUUCAGCAGACGCGACCAGUGUGGAUGCGGACCUCGACAUCUAAAACAUACAGAAUACUCGAAGUACCUGCUACGCAACCACCAAGCAGAGUUAUCACCUGGCUUACUUGCGGGCUCCGCUAUUGACGACUUGCUUACCACCUAGGGCUUAUUGAUCCAACAACAGUUGCCAUUCUGGAAACACCAGCGGUGGAUAUCAUCUUGCAUUGAUUACUUUGAAGGGAGACAACAUUGCGGUUACGGAUACUCCGGGGGACAACAAUGAGCGAUGACCGCUCGAGAUCCUCGCCCUCUACCGGAUACAUCAUUGCAGCGGGACAUCCGGAUUCUCGCUGACUCUGCUGAUUUCCCAUCUCACGAACCUCUUAAUAUUGAUACAAUCAAUGCGUCUGCGCCCACACGGACCCUCUCUCCUGUCUCUUCGCACGCCAUGAACACCUUGAACGGCGGCGCAAAUCCGAGCAACCAGAGCAGUCCUUCCAAUAAUUCCCCAUCCUUCUCGAAGACUCCAAACGGCUCUAUCAGAUCAGUGCCGGUAGAUACCCUGCACAACGACACACCCACCACUGCCUCGACGCCGGACGAAGCCACAAGGCGAGUGCAGAGCAAGAGCGACCAAACCGCGAUGCCUCACUCCACGAAGACCCUCAUAUCAACCUCACAACCGCCGCUCACACGCCAGAACUCCAACCUUGUCGUUGGCAACGGGCUGAUAAGGAAGCUGUCAGCCGAGUUUGGGCCGACUCGAACAAUACCAAUCAGCAUCAACACUCCUUCCAAUCUGAAUUCAAGUAAUUCGAACUCGAACUUCCCGCACGCGCCGUCAGAGGAGGCCAACGGGACCACGAGCACUGGUCCGGGAGGAUCUACACAAUGGAGCUCUGCAGUCGGACGGGCAAAUCUUGGAAAGUCGGGCCGAGUGAUCGAGCGCCUGAUGGGCGAAAACGACAUGUUGAAGCGGGAUCUCAAUAUCGAGCGUUUAAGGGCGGAGGAGUCGCGGCAGGCGGUCAAGAUGGCGGAGGGGAAGAUGGAGGCCCUGACCGCGGAGUACGAUGGGAAGUUGCAUGAUGCCGCUAUCAAUAAGACGCUGUUGAAGAGGAGGGAAAGGCAGCUCACUGAUUUGAAGGCGCAGAUUGAGGGGGAGAGGCAGAGGGCUGAUACGGCAGUGGACAGGGAAAGGACAUGGAGGGAUGAGUUGGAACGGGUGCAGGAGGAGUGUAAAGAGAAAGUGGAAGAGGCGCAGACGUUUUCUAUGUUGAUGGAGGGGAGGAAUAAAGCAAUGACAAGCCAUUGGAAAGAUCAGGGCGUGGAAGUCGAUAGCACGGUCACCAAGCUCAGCAAAGAAAUCGCGAGUAUUGUCGAGGAGAGGCGGAACGAUGAUCGCAAGAUGAACAUGCUGCAAGGAUUGUGCGAUCAACAGGCCAAGUUACUGGGCUCGUUAGAAAGGGAGAAGCAGGACAUUCAGAUGGCGUUUGAGAGUUAUAAGAGGGAGCAAGAGGAGUCGUUACAGGGGAUCAAAGAGCGUGCGAGGCAGCAGGAGGACGCGAAUGAGGCGGCGCUGCUGGAGACGCAGAGAGUGCUGGGAGAGUUGAAAUGGGCGCUCGCUGUGAAGAAGAAUGUCAAGGGCGCGCAAUAAUACCGGCUUUGACUACUCAAGUCCAACACAACCGCCCCGGCCUGCUCCGUCGACUUGAAUCCAAGGACAAGGAUCCAACCGAAGACUCCGGGGCGAGAUCAAAAUGGUAGAAAGAAAGAAGCACACACCGAUGUGU
Molecule: messenger RNA, 1784 nt
Organism: Hyaloscypha bicolor E
Lineage: Eukaryota; Fungi; Ascomycota; Leotiomycetes; Helotiales; Hyaloscyphaceae
Exons: 2
Coding region: 281-1648 (455 amino acids)
Source: RefSeq, a predicted model, not a curated record